AUGGUCUCUUUCACCAAGCUUUUCACUGCUGGCCUAGUUGCCACUUCUGCUAUGGCCGCCCCCAUGGAGGCUAAGCGCGCCUCAUCCAGCAAGCGUGGUGCUGCCUACAACGACGUCACCACUGUGUCUUCUAUGGCCAGUGGUGGCUCCAUCUCAUGGGCCUACAACUGGGCCGGCUCCCUCUCUGGCCUGCUUCCCUCUGGUGUCGAGUUCGUCCCCAUGCUCUGGGGCCCUAAGAUGUUCGGUGGCUGGGUGACUGCCAUCGAGAGUGCUUUGUCCAGCGGAAGCACCUACAUUCUGGGAUUCAACGAGCCCGACAUGGCUUCGCAGUCUAGCAUGAGCCCCUCGGAUGCUGCCAACUACUACAUGACCUACAUCACCCCGUGGUCUGGCAAGGCGAAGCUGAUCUCGCCCGCCGUCACCUCCUCCACCCAGGCCGGAUCCGGCCUGGACUGGUUCGAGUCUUUCAUCGGUAGCUGCAGCGGCUGUGGUAUCACCGGUCUGGCCGUUCACUGGUACGGCGACACUGCCGACGAUUUCAAGUCCUUCGUCACCAAGGCCGUCGACACUGCUUCCAAGCACAGCCUGUCCGAGGUCUGGAUCACCGAGUUUGCUCUCAACGCCGAUAUCAGCGGCGCCAUGGACACCGCUACUACUGCUGCUUUCCUUAACGAUGUCCUCCCUUGGCUGGAUUCGCAGCCUGGUGUCACUCGCUACUCUUACUUCAUGUGUGCCAACAACUACUUGCUUUCCGACAACACUCUCAACCAGGCUGGCCAAGCUUACGUCUCUGCGUAA
Penicillium mononematosum is the source of this 798-nucleotide messenger RNA. RefSeq names its product glycoside hydrolase family 128 protein. Lineage: Eukaryota; Fungi; Ascomycota; Eurotiomycetes; Eurotiales; Aspergillaceae. Bases 1 to 798 code for a protein of 265 amino acids. Gene Ontology annotation, cellular component: fungal-type cell wall. Gene Ontology annotation, biological process: fungal-type cell wall polysaccharide metabolic process. The record is from RefSeq and is a predicted model, not a curated record. The transcript has a single exon.